Messenger RNA from Engraulis encrasicolus (European anchovy), 2797 nucleotides. RefSeq lists its product as uncharacterized. The record is from RefSeq and is a predicted model, not a curated record. Gene Ontology annotation, biological process: negative regulation of translation; protein polyubiquitination; proteasome-mediated ubiquitin-dependent protein catabolic process. Lineage: Eukaryota; Metazoa; Chordata; Actinopteri; Clupeiformes; Engraulidae. The transcript has a single exon. Gene Ontology annotation, molecular function: translation repressor activity; ubiquitin protein ligase activity; protein binding. Bases 1 to 2739 code for a protein of 912 amino acids.
AUGAGCAACAAGGCCUCCCCAGCCACCACCCCCACGGACGUGGACCCCCCCGAGGACCCCCCCAGCCCCAUGGCCAGCUCCUUCUCCUCCUCCUCCUCCUCCCCGCUGCCCUGCUGGGCCACCCAGGCCCUGUGCGACCUGGCCAAGAGCGAGACGGACAUGCGGCGGCUGCGGGAGCGCCAGUCCAUCGAGACGGAGUCCGUCAGCCGCGGCCUGGAGCGGGCGGUGAUGGGGGUGCACCGGGAGGAGCGCCGGCUCCUGGAGCGCGUCGAGCAGGACCAGCGGGACGCCCAGCAGCGUCUGGAGCAACUCCGCCGGGAGAACGCCGCCGCCGUACGAGUCGCCCAGGCCCUGCUGGACCAGCGGCUCAAGAAGGUCGGCCAGCUGCGGCUGCAGGUCCAGCAGACCGGCUCGGAGGCCAUGCGGUCGUCAGAGAGCUACGAGCUGAACCAGAGGCGGGACGACCUGUUGAAGAACGUGGCCGAGCUCCUCCAGCCGUGGGAGAUCUCGCUGUCCCUGAAGCGCGUGUGCUUCAAGCCCAGCUCCCAAGCCAAGCCCAUCAGCUUCGGAGAGAUCAAAAUCCAGGACCACAACUUGAGUUUCCCGGUGGGCGGCUGUGGCGCUAAGGGGCAGCUGUGUGCCCUCCAUUCCUCUGGAGGGCAGUAUGGAGAGCAGGGAGUCUGCACUCAUGAUGGCAGGAGCACACCAGAGGGAGCUGGGGGGUCCGGACAGGGGGGGCAAGGCCAGGGGCAAGGCACAUCCUCGGGUAAUGGUAAUUUAAGGGUCGUUAGAAAAUUGCGGCUGUCGCGAAGUGACGAGGAGUCGGGAGAGGAUUUCAAGCUCACAUCCUCCAGAUCGCAGCGAUGGCCGCCGAAGAGGGACUCCAGCGAGCGCGACUCUUCUCAGGACGAGGAGCAAGAGUGUCCUACAUCAGACCUGUUGUUUUUAGCGGUCCCAAAUCUGGUGGGCAAUGGCGAUUCAGAGGGAGAGGACAGCGGCAGCAUCAGGGCUGGGAAGACUCACCGGCACGGCCUCAGAGACAAGAGAGGUCACCUGCCCCAUCGUGACGCCUCGCCCUUUCUGGAGCCGGGCAGCGUUGAGCAGGAGGGCUGGUACUUUCGCAGUUUCGAAUCUGGCGACUCAAAGAGAGACAGAGGCAAGGUCGGCCGUCAGAGCUCCUCCCCGAGAGCCCUCUCUCGGUUUGGCUACGGGACGGUGCCGUCCCCUCGCGGCAGCUCCAGGGACUCGCUGUCCAGCCACAGCUGUAUGGAUCUCUCCUCCCGAGAUCGACCCCGCUCCCGCCUGAGCGUCUGCUCCGACGACCACCCCCACCAUGGGAGCUACGGAGAGGCCGCCUCGGGCGGCCGGCCCUCCUCCCCCACAGACAGCGUGGACUCUGGCUACACUUUCAUCAUCAGCUCCCCCCGCGACUACGCCGCCGGCUCCAGCCGACGCGAUUCGCGGCUCUCAAAGUCCACCGUUGAUCUGUCGCAACGAAAUCGCCCGCUCAUCAACGGAUCCCAGCAAGGGGACACCGCGGGCCUCUGGAAGGUCCAUCGCAGCCGCUACUCCUCGACGUCUACCUCGCCUCCUCUGGGCAGGGGGAUGAGACGGACUGUCGGUCGUGCGUUUUCUUGCACGGCCACCAAGGAGCCGGGUUUGCACUCCCAACACCACAAGGGGCAGAGAGUGAGGAGCAGUGUGUCCCGAUCUCUUUCCCUGUCGGUAAUUGAUGGGUCUUCUCAGGAUGGAUUUCAGGCUAGCACAGGAGGGAGCUCCCAGUCUAAGGACAGGGGCUGGGAGGGGAUGAAUGAGCCUGCUCUGGUUGAGGAGCUGGAGGAGGAAGGGGAACCGGUUAUGCACGGCGAGGGGCGUCUUCUUCGGCAGUUUGGGAAACAGGGCUCUGGCCGCGCUGACCUUACUCUGCCAAGUGGGGUUCACUGCACCCUGCAAGGCCAGCUGUUCCUGGUCGACUGCGGAAAUGCUCGCGUGCAGGUGGUCGACUCUGUGGGGAAUGUCAUGCAGCAGGUCAAAUCACCGGGCGCCCACUCGGCCUCACGCCGCUGCCGCAACUACUUCGAUGUGGCGGUCAACUCCAAGGGCCUGAUCGCGCUCAGCUGUGCCGCGGAGCGAGCCCUCUUGGUCUUCAGCCGCCACGGCCGCCUUCUCCAGACCUACGGGGGCUACGCCGGACCCGGAGCGCCGGCAGCCUCCGCCGACGGCCUAGAGGCCCCCCGGGGCGUCACGGUGACCAGGCAGGACGAGUUCCUGGUGGCCGACAUCCGCAAGGGCACCCUCACCGCCAUGAAGCUGGAGCCCAAGACCGGCCUGCGGCUGGAGCGCACCGUGGUGACCGGCUUCCACAGACCUUACCUGGUGGCCGCGUCCCCGUACACAGAACUGACGGCCGUGUCGGAGAGGGGCAGCGAGACCGGCCGAGAACCCUGCGUGAAGGUGCUGGACUCGUCGUGGAACACGAUCCGAGUGCUCGGCGUGUGCUCUGGCAUGGGGCCCGUCCUGGCCUGCCCGUGGGGCAUCUGCAUCGACGGCGACGGGGCGGUGCUGGUGGCGGACUGGGCAGGGCAGCACCGCGUGGUCCUCUACCCGGCACAGGGGGUCGGCAGGACGGUGGUGAGCCGGGGACUGAGCAGCCCACGCGGGUUGGCCCUGCUGCCAGACGGCUCCCUGGUGGUGUCAGACAGCAUGCAUCACUGCGUGAAGAUCUACCAGUAUAAGUGACGCGCUUCUACAUACACAAAAAUGCAUCCAACUGAAGGGAGUGUGAAAGACACUAUGG